GGGGCUUUAAAAAGCAGUUGUAUCAUGGUUUAAUUUAAUGAUUGUGGGAUCGAGUGAAAAAUUAUCUUCUUCCAUAUUAAUUUUAUCUUCUGAUGGGUCAACAGAUAAUAGCUACGUGGAGGCAGUUGAAUAAUCUUUAGAAGCUGCCCUGUAGAAAAUAAAGGUUUUAGAAAAUGAUUGCGGUAGUAAUCUGGCUAUAAAUAUGCUUGUAUUUUGUCUUUAAUUAUUUACGAUCAGCCUAAUUAUCCCGAUAUGAUUCUAAUUUUGGUCAACGGUCCUAUAAAUGAAACUCAGUUGAAGAUGGUCAAUUGGGAAAUAAUCCCAAGGUCGGUUGGGCCGAAUCUCUCGGCUUUUCAUUCAUAUAUGGCGGUGGAUUCUAAUCGGUUCAAGUCCAUGGUAAGGGCCCAGAAGAUUAGCCCAAUCCAAAAUCAGUUAUGGUAUAUGUUUAAAGUUAUUUGGGAAAUGGUAAUUUUUAUAAACCUUUGCGAGCCCAAAGGGCCCAUUUAAGAAGGAUGUAAUUUACCUUUUUAGGAUCCAAUAAAAAUCCUACGUAGGC
Molecule: messenger RNA, 556 nt
Organism: Rubroshorea leprosula
Lineage: Eukaryota; Viridiplantae; Streptophyta; Magnoliopsida; Malvales; Dipterocarpaceae
Source: the annotation of a GenBank genome assembly